AUUUGAGAGUCUGACCGGGGGUAUUAUUAUCUGAACCUAGCGCAGAGUCUGAACGCUCCAGAUGUUGAAACAGACACAAGGAAGGACGCGGCGAGGGUCUGUGUGGCUCACUCCUGUUGGUUUAGCCAAAAACACAGGACGGAAAGCGGACAGGAAAUUUGCAAUCUCAAACCGCGGACGAUUCUGUGUGAUUUAGCUGUGUGCGUGUCUGGAUUGCUCGGCAUUUGACGCUCUGGACAUGCGUGGGGUUGCAGCAGGAGGGCUUGUCUAAAGUUUAAACAGCAGAGCUGUUACAAGGUACAGUUGACUGUGAUAAGGCAGAGGUGGGAUGAUGAGAGUGAUGGCUUUCCCUCUGUUCCUACUGAUAGCCUGUCUGGUCUCGUCGCGUGUCGGAGGGGCUUUCUUUGCGGGGCCCCUGCACCCGGAGAUGUCCAACGGCACCUUUCAUCAUUAUUUCGUGCCGGACGGCAACUAUGAAGAAAACGACGAUCCCGAGAAAUGUCAGAUGCUGUUCAAAAUGACCGACAAUCGUAAAUGCACCUUGGACGAGGACCAGGACUCGGUGAUCCGGGACGAUUUUAUCAUCAUCAAGCGGCACAUCGAGGACGCAGCGCGGGUGCUCGAGGGCAUCGGGAAGAGCAUCUCCUUCGACCUGGACGGAGAGGACAGCUAUGGGAAAUACCUGAGACGGGAGACGACCCAGAUCAGCGAGGCGUUUUCUAACUCCGAGAAGUCUCUUCUGGAGCUGGAGGUGAAAUUCAAACAGAGCCAGGAAAACGAGCUGAAAGAGGAGCAUAAGAUCAGCGACGACUUCCUCGGCAUGAUCGUGCACACGCGCGACGUCUUGAAGGAGACUCUGGACAUCUCGCUGGGACUGAAGGACAAGCACGAGCUGCUGUCGCUCAUCAUCCGGAGUCACGGGACCCGGUUGAGCCGUCUGAAGAACGAGUACAUGAAGGUGUAGAGGACUGCUGUCUGCCUUCAGUAUGCAGGCAAAUCUCAAACUGUCUUUAUGAUAUUUAACAUUAAUUCCUUCAAAUUAAGUUGUAAGUUACUUGUACUUGUUUUUAGUAGCUAAUUCCACCCAUUGUUAUCUUUUUCCGUUUAUUUAAAGGGGUCCUAUUAUGCUCUUUUACAAAGUCUUGAUUUUGUUUUGGGGUGUAGCUACUACAACAUGCUCUAAUGCUUGGUGGUUUCGAAAAACGCAUUAUUUUUCACAUAAUUUACAUUAUUGUAAUAUCUUUCUCCUCAGCCUGGCACCAACGACUCCAUUAGUUUGGGUUAGAUGAAGGUCCGCCUUCCGAAAAACCAAAAGUGGUGGGAUUGGUUAGCUGUCCCAGUGCGUUGUGAUUGGAGAACAGUUUAGACUGUGUUUCAGUACUGCCCCGCCCCUUGCCAAAACAGCAAGUUCCGUCUGCUCUGAUAUAGUUAAGGAUGGCAUCAAUAUUGCUUUAUCAGUUUGAUCCGUU
Cyprinus carpio (common carp) is the source of this 1469-nucleotide messenger RNA. Its product is annotated as fin bud initiation factor-like. Lineage: Eukaryota; Metazoa; Chordata; Actinopteri; Cypriniformes; Cyprinidae. The record is from RefSeq and is a predicted model, not a curated record. The coding region runs from base 329 to 964 and encodes 211 amino acids. The transcript has a single exon.